GGUUACUACACGCACCGCGGCGCCAUCGGCGAAACCGGGGAUUUUGUCACCUCACCUGAAAUAAGUCAGGUGUUUGGAGAGUUAAUAGGAAUAUGGUAUAUCAGUGAAUGGAUAGCAACAGGCAAACCUAAAGCGUUCCAGCUGGUGGAACUGGGCCCAGGGAGGGGCACUCUUACUGAUGAUAUAUUACGGGUCUUCAACCAGCUUGCCUCUUUACUUAGUAAAUCUGAUGUCUCUAUUCAUCUGGUAGAAGUGAGUCCCAAACUCAGUGAGACCCAAGCGCUGAUGCUGACAGGAGGGAAGGUGCAGUCAAACCCCGAGGACAUGUCUGCUUACAUGAAAGGUGUUAGCAAGACUGGAAUUCCUAUUUUCUGGUAUAGAGACAUUCAAGAUGUACCACCAGGUUACAGCUUUUACUUAGCACAUGAAUUUUUUGAUGCCCUGCCAAUACAUAAGUUUCAGAGAACAGAGAAAGGCUGGCGUGAGGUCUUGGUUGAUAUAGAUCCAGAAGUUCCUGACCAGCUGCGGUUUGUCCUGUCACCAUCCAGUACCCCUGCAACAGAAAACUUUAUUCAGCCUGAAGAAAGGAGAGAUCAUGUGGAAGUGUGUCCCGAGGCUGGGGUCAUCAUUCAGAGGCUUGCCUGUCGUAUAGAAAAGGAUGGCGGGGCUGCGCUGGUUGCUGAUUAUGGCCAUGAUGGAACCAAAACUGACACUUUCCGGGGUUUCCAGAAUCACAAACUUCAUGAUGUGCUGAGAGCUCCAGGUACAGCAGACCUGACAGCAGAUGUUGAUUUCAGCUAUCUUCGAAAGAUGGCCCAGGGAAGAACAGCCACACUAGGCCCCAUAAAACAGCGGGAAUUUUUAAAGAACAUGGGCAUUGACCUCCGAUUGCAGGUGCUCUUGCAGAAUUCAUGUGACACAGCCACUCGUGAGCAGUUACUUCACAGCUAUGAUAUGCUGAUGAAUCCCAAGAAGAUGGGGGACUGUUUUAACUUCUUUGCCCUGCUGCCUCACCACAGACUUGUCCAUCCUGACAAGAAACAUAAGCCAGAAUCAAAGUCUCCCUUACCACCUGUUGCUGGAUUUGGUGAGCUUUUACUGAAGUAAUUCUAAGUACUA
This is a messenger RNA of Balearica regulorum gibbericeps (East African grey crowned-crane), 1119 nucleotides long. Lineage: Eukaryota; Metazoa; Chordata; Aves; Gruiformes; Gruidae. The record is from RefSeq and is a predicted model, not a curated record.